This is a messenger RNA of Naegleria gruberi, 510 nucleotides long. RefSeq lists its product as uncharacterized. NCBI's taxonomy places the organism in Eukaryota, Heterolobosea, Eutetramitea, Acrasida, Naegleriidae. Bases 1 to 510 code for a protein of 169 amino acids. The transcript has a single exon. The record is from RefSeq and is a predicted model, not a curated record.
AUGCAGAAACGAGGUGAGCAUAAAGUGUUGGAAAGUGAAAUUGAAUCCGUGCUCAACAACAAGGAAACUUUGAAGGUUUUGUUGGAUUUUGCAAGGAGAAGUUUUUGUCCUGAAGGAAUUCUAUUUUACAAAGAUGUGCAACAUUACAAAAAAUUGGUAAUCAAGUAUCAAGAUCAUGAAUUCAAUACAGCAUUUCAUAACACAGAAACAAUCAAGAAACAUCGAUCAAAUGUGCAAAAGUUAGUUUCGAAUAUUGUGAAAAGCUACUUGGCUGAAGGAAGUGUCAAUGAAUUGAAUUUGCCAAAUGUCAAAAUAUUGAGGAAUGACAUUAAUGCUAAACUAGCAGAAUUGGAACAUAACCAUUCACCUUAUCCCGUCGAUUUAUUUGAUUCUGCUCAAGUGGAAACAUUACUUACAAUUCUUGGAUUAUACGAAAGAUUGAAAUAUUCCAACAAGUCAAUUCUAGACUAUUCUACACAUUGGAGAUCAAAAACAACUCCUCACAUCUGA